GAGAAACAGGAAAGGGAGGGGGGGUAGAGACUCUGGGCUGCUGCCGCUGCUGUGUGGGUUUCUUUACACUCCCUGGCAGGCUGGGUGCCGGCUCCCUCGCCCGCCUGCCCGCCCGCCUGGGAAAGUGGGUUAGGGAGGGAAGGAGCUCAGCUCAGACACUGGCAAAGGAGCAUCCAGCCACAGACCGGAGAAGAACACCUUCCUCUUGCAGCUUUCUCUUCAUCUUUUCUAGAGGGUUUUCUAUGUGUCCUCUCGCCUUUCAAAUUGUGUUCCUUUGACUUUCCCCCCACCUCUGCUUGGGGUUUUAUGCGGGCUUUGUUAAGUCUUAGAGGGAAGAGAGCCUGAGCCAGGGAAAGAGAGGCAAAGUGGAAGGGAGCACAAACUGGCCAAGCCCGUUCCGCCUUGGCUGUUGAUGAAAGCCCUGGGUUUGUAAAGCCCUCUCGGCGUGAGCGGCACGCACACACCCUCCAGAGUGCACCGCGGACCCGCACCUCGGCGUGGCCACCAUGGUCGGCAGAGUUCAGCCGGAUCGGAAACAGUUGCCGCUAGUCCUACUGAGAUUGCUCUGCCUUCUUCCCACAGGACUGCCUGUUCGCAGCGUGGAUUUUAACCGAGGCACGGACAACAUCACCGUGAGGCAGGGGGACACAGCCAUCCUCAGGUGCGUUGUAGAAGACAAGAACUCGAAGGUGGCCUGGUUGAACCGUUCUGGCAUCAUUUUUGCUGGGCAUGACAAGUGGUCUCUGGACCCUCGGGUUGAGCUGGAGAAACGCCAUUCUCUGGAAUACAGCCUCCGAAUCCAGAAGGUGGAUGUCUAUGAUGAGGGUUCCUAUACUUGCUCGGUUCAGACACAGCAUGAGCCCAAGACCUCCCAAGUUUACUUGAUCGUGCAAGUUCCACCAAAGAUCUCCAACAUCUCUUCGGAUGUCACUGUGAAUGAGGGCAGCAAUGUAACCCUGGUCUGCAUGGCCAAUGGCCGUCCUGAACCUGUGAUCACCUGGAGACACCUUACGCCAACUGGGAGAGAGUUUGAAGGAGAAGAAGAAUAUCUGGAAAUUCUUGGCAUCACCAGGGAGCAGUCGGGCAAAUAUGAGUGCAAAGCUGCCAAUGAAGUCUCCUCGGCGGAUGUCAGACAAGUGAAGGUCACCGUGAACUAUCCUCCCACUAUCACAGAAUCCAAGAGCAACGAAGCCACUACAGGGAGGAAAGCUUCACUCAAAUGUGAGGCCUCGGCAGUGCCUGCUCCUGACUUUGAGUGGUACCGGGAUGACACCAGGAUAAACAGCGCUAAUGGCCUUGAGAUUAAGAGCACGGAGGGCCAGUCCUCCCUGACGGUGACCAACGUCACUGAGGAGCACUAUGGCAACUAUACCUGCGUGGCUGCCAACAAUCUGGGGGUCACCAAUGCCAGCCUAGUCCUUUUCAAGCGUGUUUCACCCACAAUCCCCCAUCCCAUUCAAGAAAUUGGCACCACCGUGCACUUCAAGCAAAAAGGGCCUGGGUCGGUGAGAGGAAUAAACGGAUCCAUCAGUCUGGCCGUACCACUGUGGCUGCUGGCAGCGUCUCUGCUCUGCCUUCUCAGCAAAUGUUAAUAGAAUAAAAAUUUAAAAAUAAUUUAAAAAAACACACAAAAAUGCGUCACACAGGAUACAGAGAGAGAGAGAGAGAGAGAGCAAGAUGGGGGGAGACUGUUUAUUUUACAACUUUGUGUGUUUUUAAAUGAAGGGGGAAAUAAGAAAACAAAGAAGAAAAUACACUUAAAACCAUUUUAAAGUCCAUCAAUAAAAACUAAACUAUAUAAGUCAGGGUGGGAAAAGUUCUACAAGGAUACGUGUAUAGCGAAGCAAAUGUAUACUAUAUAAAGACUACAUCAUGCUAAGAACACCCGGAUGUUGUAAAAAUAAGACCAGUGAAGAAGUAUCAGAUGGAUAUUAACCCCCCACACACACUUUAUCCUUCCUUCAUUCUUUUUCAUCUGUGGGGAAAGAAAAAAAUAAGGUCUUGCCUUUGGUGUUUAUAUUUCCAUCAUCUUUUUAUUUUGUUCAUUUCAUUUGAGCUGACUCAUAGCCAUGUCAGACUAUCAGUGGAAUUCACGCUGGAAUCCCGUGUUGAGCCUUUUACCUGGCUUUCCUGCCUCCACUAUCUUUCCAACUUUUAAGACCAUCUCUUGCCCCUCCAGUGUGUUCUGUCUCCCCCACAUCCAACCCAGAGACUCCCUUUCACCCCUCUUCCCCCCUGGCUGCUGCUUCUCUUCACCCCCUACUACACCCUCCAGCACUAGUCAUGCCGCAAAUGCUAGGAAGUGCCAUUUUAAUUUUCUCCACUGUGCGCGCGUGCUCAAGUCUCUCGCUCUCACGUGGGUGUACAUGUGUGUGAGCGUGUGUGUGUCUCUCUCUAAAGCAUGCCAAGGGAAUGGUCCAUGUGUACAUAGACUCAUUGUGCUGUAGAUACUGUCCCGCAUUGUAACCGUGAGAUGCGGCUGUGACAAGUUGCUGGGGGACAUGGUGGGGAAGGAGGCAUGGAGCAGGGCUCCUCACCCUCCCCCAUGGCUGUCACAUGACAUUAGUGUGUAUCAACACCAAGCUGUGCCCCUUCUAAGGGCAGAACCUCAUAUUCCUCCUAGUCCAAUCAUCAGAACCCAGUCAAGAGUCACUCAGAAUAUCACUGUAAAUGAAAGUGCCUACUAUUGAUGGGGUGAGCAAACAGUAGAAAGAAUCAGUGACGUCAACGAGGUGACCUAGGAGAGAUUUCUGAUUUCACUCUUGUUUCCUGAGUCUGAGGAAUUCAUGUAUUUCCUGGCUUUUUGCAGGCUCGCUGCAGGAGUGAGUAGCAUGUGUUGAGUAAAUCCCAAGAACCAGGAAGGUCUCCAAGUGUUAACUCCUCAUGAAAGGAUGAUGAGCCACAUGGAGAUCCAAAGCAGCCCUGUAAUGCCCCUUCCCUGAUCUUCAAAUAACACUGCAUUUGGCCCAUGGAUUCCCUUGAGCAGAGAUUGUUUCCUAUUUCAGAUAAAACCUAGGGAGAGUGAGCAAGGCAGGAAAAAUAGACAGAUGCACAGGUCCCUACUCAUCUUGUAGAGAUGUUGGCAGAGCUCUAGACAAAGCAUUGACCAUAACAAGAAGGAAUUCAUCCCUUGUGCUCCUUUGCAGAUAUUUGUCCUGGUGUUAUAAGCUAAUACUUUAUUUGGUGGCCUGCACGAUCUCUUUUUUGCUCCACUGGUAAUGUUUGCAGCACCAUUGUUGUAGUGGUCCGUCAUUAUCCUAGGCCAGGCCGCUGGAAUAUAUUCCACCUUCCCUGCUCACUUUUGGCUUCUGAUUCCUGAAAAAGAUACUGUGCGGGAUACGAUGUCUAAGUUUAUAUUGACAAGAGUCAUCUGAAAUGGGAGCUAGUUUCUUCAUCAAAAGAACUGGGAAACUUGUAAUAAUUUAGGUAGAAGUUGUAUGCAUACCACAAAGCUUGGUAUUGCUGCAACACCAGGAUUUUGUUAGGAAAGGUCUUGCAGAGAGAGCUGGCUCUCUGUCUGUAGAUAUCUUUGUCAGGAAAAUAACCAUUGCUUUCACUUAAACUAUAGGAGGUAUUGGAAGUGGUUUGGUUUCUGAAAAGACAGAGGAUUAUUAUUGAGGUCAUAAUUAAAUGUAUUUCAGAAGAGCCAAAUAUGGUACCUCCUCUAGUUUCGGAACCUGAAAAACAGUUGUCACCGAAUAUAAAACAGGAAACUUCCUAACUGCAAAUAGAAAAAGGAAGGAAGAGAGAAAGGAAGAGAGGAAGCGAGGGAAAAAGAGGAAAAGAGGGAAGGAAGGAAGGAUGGAAGGACCUGAAAUUUCUGAUAGGAUUUAUUGAUUGAAGGCUCUUUGCAAUGAACCUUGUCUUUGAAGGUAAUGAUCUCUUUGAUAAGCAACAUUUUAAAUCUGUUCUAGGGGAUUCUAUUGUUCAUUUUGGAAAGCUUAUCACCAGCCUUCUUUUAUGAUUUUGCUGUUUAAACAUGAAACAGAAGGGCAAAUUGGGCUUGGGGAUGGAUAAGAGUAUUUGUGGCAGAUCCUCGCAUAGUACAGAAAUUCUUAUCCCAGAAAAUAGCUUCUAACAUAUAGGGAAGGUGAGCCAUAUUCCUAUCCAGCAUCAGUGUAUUGACAAUCGGGGUUUCUCUAACAUUUAGGUCUUAGUACAGGAAUAAAAGUUUAUCAUCAUGGAUGAUAAGUGUUCCCCACAUAUUGAAGAGCCAGUCACAUCCUUAGGUGGAAGCUUUAGAGGAAUGCAUGCGAAAUUAAAGAUAUAUAAGAAAAGAAAAGUAGCAGGAGUUAAUUUGGUUUAGUAUCAGUUUCAGGAACAGAUCCUUGUGGCAUGUGACAUAUCUUAAUCAUACACCUACAUUUCGUAUUGUCUCCACCCUAUCAUAACGACAAGGUCUUGAUUUUAUGGAAGGAGAUUCUCCACUGAAAGGAAUGUCUGCCUUGUCAGCACCAUUUGUUCCCUGAGUUUUAAUAUACUGGACCAUAUAUUAAACAUAAUUAAACAUACAUUGAAUAUUGUGGUGUUUGCAUAUAUCUCUGACAGGAUCUGGGGAUUUUUAAAAAACUGUCCUGGCUCCUGUUUCAGAGCAAACAUUGGCCCCAGAAAUCUCCUAGGUUUGAGAACAUCUCUAAGCAAUGUGAAGAAUGGAGGAGAACAUAAUUUGGAGAAAGGUCAGGAAAAAGGUAGCAGCCAGAGGACUGACACCAAGAAAUUGAGUCUGAACAUGGGACUUCUUGGAAUUUAGUUCAUCGUAUUGCUCUAAAUCCCUUCAAGAAUCUUUUCCAUUGGUAAUCAAAACUUGAAACCCUGCAUUGAAAAGAACCAACUGGUUGGAAAUAAUACCCUGAGAGGAGUGAAAUUCAUCAGUUAAUCUGAAUGGCUAACAUAUUUAAUGUCCUCUGUAUGUAAAAGCGAAACUCCACCAUUCAUAAAACUAAAUCCUUAGAACCGACCUUCAGUUAAUGAAAACAGAAAUGACUUGACCAAGGGCACUUCCUGAAGAAUGAGAACUAUCCUAGGUUUUACAACUGCAGAAUUACAUCUUCUGUGCAAUUGUUCAUCAGAAGGUGUUGCCUUGUUGGAGGAACAGCCUUACUUGUUUUGAGACAUAAAAUCCCUCUGCCCUAAAACAACUAAGGCUUAGGGGGAAAUUGUGUUUUCUGUUGGGGAAGAAUUGUCCUAUUGACCUUUGCCUUCUCUUCCAAGUCAGACAGACUUCUCCCUUGCCAUGGGCAUUUUUUUUUACGACAUAUUCAGUCAACUGGGGCUAUUCAUAGAGACCUUGUAAAAGUACUCGUGAUUUUCAUGUUCUUGGAGAGAGAAACACAAAUCUGUUUCUCCUCCAAAAAUGGACUUACCUCCUUUGCACACAAAAACUAAACUCCUCAGCAUGAAAUUAUUUCUGAGUUAUUACCUACCAAGUUGUUAGCUUCUUAAUUACUCCAGAGUCACAGUUUCCAUCCCCAGGUUGGUUGUGGUUUGACUGUUUCUAUUGGCUUGUCUCCCGGAAUCUCUCCUUUUGUUUUUUGCAGGCCUUGAAUUAUUUGUGGAAAAAUAAUAUAUAUGUGUAUGUAUUUUUUUUAAUCUUAUCUUUACAGAUGCUAUAUUUACAAUAUUGUAUGUAUUAUAAGACAAAUCUAGAAUAAUGGUUUAAACUUAAAAGGAAGAAACGUACUGGAUUUGGUUAAAAAAAAAGAGCUAUGCUUCAUUUGGAAAGAUACGGAGCCCCAUUUUUUCUAUUUCGUAAUUACUUGUUUAAGAGGAAUUUUUUGUGGACCAAGUUCCAUGGGAUUAACCAUGGCCUUAUUUUUCUCUCCAUCUUCAUAAGUUUUUAGCCUGAAUUUAUUCUUGGUUACCAGUAACUAUUAUUUUUUUAAAAGAAUAUAAGUGCAGUGCUAUAUCUAACCUAUAAAAACUAUUAACAUUUUGGAGACAAAUGUUAAAAGUACCACAAAAAUGAUGAGAUAGGACCCUAAAUUAAGAAACUCAAAUUCAGUUCAGGAAGCCUUCUUCUUUUUUACGUACUUAAAAUAUUUCUCUUCCAGAGACUACAUUUGCCCCAGUGAUGUAAAUUUUCCAUCAUGGUUGGCAUAAUAUCUGUAAACAUCUCACUAAAUGCAAAAUGGAGUUUACAUUUAUGUGCAUACUAGUGGAAGAGAAGUAAACUAUUCUCAUUUGCAUGUAGCUAUGUUGUCAAAGGCGGCCAACUGAAAUUCAAGAGAGAAUUUGUUUUCACCCAGCAAUGUACAUCACUUUCCUCUUGGCAAGGAAGCUGGUGUUAACGUUAGGUUUAGGUUUAACAUUUACACCAGCGCAAAUGUUUAUGGAUAUUAUGGAAAACUUAUUUUAAAAUCUUGAUUUCCUUUCAGUGCAUUUACAUACUGUGUGCUGAUUAAUAAAUUAGGCACCAAUCAUGUGUAAAUCAAUGUAAAUCACUAGUUUAUGUACAUAAUAUAAACUAUGUAAACUUCAUUUUUCAUGCAGUGCCCCGGUUCAGCUAAAUCUAUGAAUCUUAAAGAAAAAAAGUCAAAUACAAAUAAAUAAAAACUAAAACAUUUUACAGGUCAGAAUGGGAAGGAGUAUGACUAAUGCCCCGAACAAGAAGGUUGCCUCAGCAAGAGGAAGCAAACCCACAGGAACUAUUAAAGCUUGACAUCCUGCUCAAGUCACAGGGACCUGGGUCCUUAGUUCCUGAGUGACCUAAGUGGAUUUUCUCUCAACUGUUGCCACAGUUGUCUCAUCUGACCCCAAAGCAAGGGAAAUGAGGAAGGCAUUUCAAGGGCUCAUGUGUCUGUUGCAUCAACUCCCAGUGUCUUCUUGUUACUUCUUACCCACCAUCUAGGAUGGCUUAUUUAAAUAGAUCCAAGGAAGUCACCUAUAGCCUGGUGAGCAAAAUAUUACCCAGUUUUUAUUUUCCAUCAGACAAAGACAUUGGGAAAGCUUCUUUGUCAUCUUGAUUCGAAGAAAUUAUAGGAUGUAAGAAAUAUGUUAUAUCCUUGAGAAAUAUCUUGCCAAGUUACCCUAGGAAAUGGUUACUUUUACUUAAGCUGAUAGACCUAUAUUUCUACAUAUCUAUCCUGAAUAUUGCAAAUGAGGACAAAAUUACUUUAAUUGGGAGUAUCUCUGUCAGGCACGUUCUCUUGGAGUCUUUUUGAAGGGUCUGAUGUGUUUAAGAGAGUGACAUAUAUGUAUUUUCUAUAAUCUGAACAGCCACAAAGAGCUAUCAAAGAGAUGACUUUGGAAAUCACAGGGACUUCCUAUAUGGACGUUACAGAAAUAAAUUUAGGUCAGAUUAACACUUCACUUAAAGUCCACCCGUCCACCCAAGAUAAAUGGCAACUUUAAGGUAAAGCAGAAAGUCAAGAGAAUUGGAUUCUGGCUAGGGUCUGGCCACAAAUAAGCUAUGUGACCUAAAGCAAACCAUCCUGAGACCUGAUUUUCUCAUCCUGAAAGUAAGGAAUUUGGAUCACUUCUCUAGGACCUCUGUCAUCGCUAAACUCUGAUUCUGAAUAAGAAUUCCAUGCUCAUGUAGCCUGUGGCCAGCUGCUUGUCACCCUCCAGUUGGCCUCGAUACCACCUUCGUUUCUUGGAACCAUCAUCCCAUCAUCUCCAUUUCAGAAGCCAAAACUUUUAGAAUACAGGGUCCCUGGACUGGUUCUAAAAUUCUCUUCUGAUCAAAACUUCUUAGCAAUGUAGAGAAGGGACACAUUCAGACGACACGGAAGGCUUUGAAAUAGUUGGCGUUGUUUCCUUACAAUAAAAAAUCUAACUUGUUGAACUGUAUUCUAAUAACCUUUCAUAGGAAGGAAAGUAGCCAGAUUGAGUAUAAUGCAUGUGGUGCAUAUGAAAGGAAACAUCAGGGGUGUUUUUUGUUUUUGUUUUUGUUUUCCUCCUCCUGGGCCAAGUGCCUCAUUUUAGUCAACCUGUGUCCUUGAAAACUCUGCCUGUGAUGAUGGGACCAGACACGUGGGACCAGGCAAUUUCAAAAGGCUGUUCUGUGAGAAAUAGGCAAGACAAUACAUUUUAUUUUGUAAGGAACGUCUCAUGGCAUGAGUUUCCCUAAACUUCACUGACUGCUGUGAAGGCUGUGAAGUCAAAAGAGUGAACAGAGAGAACAAUUUCCAUUUUCAAAAAGUACGGGUCAAUAUUAUUUAAAGAAGACAGGUUAAAAAGAGGAC
Mustela erminea (ermine) is the source of this 8183-nucleotide messenger RNA. RefSeq names its product limbic system associated membrane protein (gene LSAMP). NCBI's taxonomy places the organism in Eukaryota, Metazoa, Chordata, Mammalia, Carnivora, Mustelidae. The transcript is spliced from 9 exons. The record is from RefSeq and is a predicted model, not a curated record. Gene Ontology annotation, cellular component: plasma membrane; neuron projection. Bases 507 to 1592 code for a protein of 361 amino acids. Gene Ontology annotation, biological process: homophilic cell-cell adhesion.